AUGGAUCAAAAUGCUUGUCUUCCUCAACAACGAUCGACAAUAAACGGACUCACCGUUUUGAAAGCCAUCACGCAUUUGCAAAAACUAAAUGGUUUCUCGGUGAAUAAUCUCAAGAAAUAUCUCACCAAUCAGUAUGGAAUUGACUCCCAAGCCUUGGAUGCAACCAUCAAGCCAAUCAUGAAGAUGGCCAUGGACCGAAACAUCCUGAAAAAUCUUGGCGAUACCGGAAAAGUAUCCGAAUGUAAAAGACGUAAAAAAUCUUCAGGAGGCGGCAAAAAACGUAGGAAGUCUUCUGGAGGUAAAAAGAGGAAGAAGUCCUCUGGAGCAAAAAAAUCGGGGGGAAAACGACGAAGGAGGUCCAAGAAGAGUGCAGCGGUCCCGGAAUAA
Argiope bruennichi is the source of this 387-nucleotide messenger RNA. RefSeq lists its product as uncharacterized. The transcript has a single exon. Bases 1 to 387 code for a protein of 128 amino acids. Gene Ontology annotation, cellular component: nucleosome. Gene Ontology annotation, molecular function: DNA binding. Lineage: Eukaryota; Metazoa; Arthropoda; Arachnida; Araneae; Araneidae. Gene Ontology annotation, biological process: nucleosome assembly. The record is from RefSeq and is a predicted model, not a curated record.